Psylliodes chrysocephalus is the source of this 2340-nucleotide messenger RNA. Lineage: Eukaryota; Metazoa; Arthropoda; Insecta; Coleoptera; Chrysomelidae. The record is from the annotation of a GenBank genome assembly.
CCUCAAUCAAUAAAAAUGCCUGACAUACAAACGAACCCAGAAAACCUACCUUCACUAGGAGAUUUUUUGUUAGAAAAUAAUUCUGAAACUACAAAACCUGAGAGCCUUCCUAAUCAGCUGGCAAAUACACUAACAGAAAUUGAGCUGGACACUACACUAAAUGGAGAAUCUAUGAACCUGCCUAUCCUAGAAGAUUUAAUAUUACAAACUCAGUCUGAAAUUUCCCAUGAUUGUCUUCCAUCAAAUGAAGAAACUUACUAAGACACUGAAAACCUGGAAGAAGAUCUUAAAGCUAAAGAAGAAAGAACUAUAGGAACAAAAAGGCGUAAGGUGGUACAGAUCCUAGAACAAGGUUCGGAGUCUUCUGAUGAAGAAAACCUAGAAGAAAGAACUAUAGGAAGAGAAAGGCGUAAGGUGGAAGAGAUCCUAAAACAAGGUUCGGCGUCUACUGAAGAAGAAAACCUAGAAAAAAAGCGAUGUAGAAUUGCAAAUAAGAAAGAGUGGUCAGACAAAAAGAAUAAAAUGUUGAGAGAACAGGGGAAAGCUUAUAAAGGUUGGGGUAGUAGACCCAGAGGGGCCCCUGCCAAAAGAGGAAUUUUAAGAAAUGAGAGACAGCUGGGCCCACGAUGCUCUUCGAAAACAUGUACCCGGUUAAAAGUUAUGAACUGUCAAGCUAUUUCUGAAGAAAGCCGAAGUGCACUUUUCAAAAAAUUCUGGUCUCAAAUGAAUUGGGACCAGAGGAAAAUCUACAUUUCUUCAUUGGUUACGAAAUCUGAAACAGCAAGGUCAACAAAGUCUCCUAAAGAAGUUUUCAGGAGAAGUUCGACAUUUAAAUACACCAUUAAUAUCAAUAGUCAAGUAUCGCGAGUAUGUAAAAAGAUGUUAAUUUCAACUUUUGGUCUAAGAGAAUGGAGUGUCUUGCAGUGGGCCAAAACCUCCGAGUCGGGUAUUCAUCCUUCCAGAGAAGAAUCAAAUAAUAAUGUGAGAGCGGUAUACAAAAAACAGGGAUGUUGAACUGACAGUGGGGUUGCGAAAGUCAUUCUUAUAGAGUUUCUAGAAUCUUUAGCAAAACUUCCGUCACAUUAUUGAAGGGCAUCCACAAACAAGUUGUAUUUAGAGCCCAUUUAUGGAAACUGUAUGUCUGAUGUUUAUAGAGAAUACUUGAAAUACAGCUGUCAAAAAAAUCCCGCUAUAAAGCCUUUAUGCAGAUACACGUUCGAUUGUACUCUAAAAGAAAGGAACAUUGCAUUCCAAACACCUAAAAAAGAUAAAUGUGAUACCUGUGGUUCUUAUGAAUCCAAAAACUUAUAUACUCAGAUCUAUGAAGAACACAUUAGAAGAAAAGAACAGGCAAGAGACGAAAAAAAUAGGGACAAGCUUUUGGGAGCAAAGAAGGAAGCUAUCGUUUUAGCCCAAGAUAUGCAAGCUGUAAAAGUGUGUCCAUAUCUCAAUGCUUCAGCCCUUUAUUACAAGACAAAAUUAGUUUCUCAUAAUUUUACAGUAUUUGAUAUAAAUACCCAUCACUGCGUAUGUUACUGGUUUAAUGAAACUGAAGCCGAUCUGACCGCUAAUACUUUUGCUAGUUACAUUGUCGAUUAUAUUUUACAGCUUGAAGACUUGUCCAAACCUGUAAUAAUAUGGAGUGAUGGAUGUACUUACCAAAAUAAAAAUGUUGUACUGUCGAAUGCCUUGUUUAGCCUUAGUGUGCAUAAGAAUACUACAAUUUACCAGAAAUAUCUUGAACGUGGACACACUCAAAUGGAAGUAGACUCAGUCCACGCUGCGAUAGAGAGAAAUUUGAAAAAUAAGUCUAUAUAUUUACCAAGCGACUACUUUAAAGUUACAAUGGACCCAAGGAAAAAAGGCCUUUAUUCAGUUAAGAACAUUCAUUUUGACUUUGCGAAAGAUUACUCUAUAUUACCUAAAUUUGACUCAAUAAGACCAGGGCGGAGAGUGAAUGAUCCUACAGUAAACGAUAUUAAGGUUAUUAAAUAUACCCCUGAUGGCAACAUUCAAGUGGAACUUGAUUUUAACGAUGAUUUCCAGGAUCUUCCGCAGAGACGAGUGGAGAAGCCUGUACCUGAUUUACAAUCAUUUCCACAAUUACGAAAAGCGCCUAUAAAAAUAAAAAAACAAAAAUGGGAACACCUUCAGCAACUUAAAGCUGUAAUUUCCCAAGAUUGUCAUUCGUUUUAUGAUAAUUUAUCACAUUUGGAUUAAAAAUUUAGGAAUAUUAAUGGUACUGACAAAAUAAUUUGACAGUUAUUUUGCCCGUAAUAAGAUUUCCGUUUCGAUUUUAGUUAUUUUGCAAUGUAAAUUCCUUCUGAAGAUAGUGUUAGG